UUUUUGUCUGACAACGCAAAAGGAAAAAAAGAAGCCAACAAGGCAACAACCAACCAACGAGAUUUGGUCGGUUUUCCUUCCAUUCAAGCAAACGCCAAAUCCGCAGAUAUAGAUAUUUAUUCACAGAACCAAAAGCCUUUUAAUCUUUUUCCCCCGGUGUCUCUCUUGAUUUUCCCGGAAAUUCUCUUGGGCGUUUCGAAGUUCUUGAAGAGGAUUCUGUUUCCCAGAUAAGUUUCCUUACCAGAUUCUCUGAUUUUUUUCCCUAUUUUGAUAAAAGGAAAUAUUUGGGUGUGUAAAAUAGCAUUUUGUAGCUGAAUUGGGUUCGCUUUCUCUCGUUCUCUGAAUUGGGAUUUGUUUUUGUCCUGGGUUAGCAUCAACAAAUCCUAAUUUGGAUGCAAAUUCUUCCUUUCUUUGUGGUUUUGGAUUUAUCUGGUGUUCUGAAUACAUAAUCUAGGAAAUUGAACAAAACCCAUUUGAGUUUGGGUCUAAAAGUUUAUGUUUUGAGCUAUUUUGCCUAAGUUUUUCCCCUGAUUUGAGGUUUAUAUAGAAUUGAUUGCUGGGUUUUAGAGAGAUGUUAUAUGCAAUAUAUGGUAAAUUUGUGGUUAAUAGAUGUGUGAAUUAGUGAUUCAGAUCCGUUUGGAGGUUUUAUGUUGAAUUGGUCCUUUGGACGUGGGGCUUUAGAGUAAGGAUUGUUGUAUGCGUAUUUGAAUCUGGUUAGGGUACCGUUUCGAAGUAUAGAUUUGGAGAUCCAGGUUUGGACCUUUGGUGAUUUGGAUUGUUGAAUUGAUGAUGGGGAAGCAAACUGGGAAGAAGAAUAAACAGUUGGCAGCAAAAUCUGGCGAAUCAAGUGGGAAGGAAAGUAGAGCCGGGGAAAAUAGCCCCAAAGCGUACGAUAAAGAUACAGCCGUAUUCAUUUCAAUGUCAAGGGAAUUGAAGGAUGAGGGGAAUAAGUUGUUUCAGAAGAGGGACUACGAAGGAGCUAUGUUAAAAUACGAGAAAGCCAUCAAGUUGCUGCCGAGAAACCACAUAGAUGUUUCGUAUCUUAGGAGUAACAUGGCUGAAAGCUAUAUGCAAAUGGGUCUCGGUGAAUACCCUAGGGCAAUCCAUGAGUGCAAUUUAGCUCUUGAAGUGACACCCAAGUACAGUAAAGCGCUAUUGAAGAGAGCUAGAUGUUACGAAGCUUUGAAUAGGCUCGAUUUUGCGAUGAGGGAUGUAGAUACGGUUUUGAAAAUGGAACCGAAUAAUGUCAUGGCAACGGAGAUUGCGGAAAGGGUGAGGACAAUAAUUGAGAAGAAAGGAAUCAAAACAAAUGAUGUACCAAUUGAUUUGGUUGCGGAAUAUGUUGAACCACCUUGUGCAUCACUUGCACCAAAAGUGAUGAGAGAGAAGCCACGAAAGAAGAAAGGCAAAAUAGUUGAUAAGGCUGAGGAAGAGAAGGUAGAAAAGGAAUCUGAUGAAAAAAUUGUUGAGGAAAAAGUUGAGGAGAAGAAUGGAGAUGAAAGGACUCAGGAAAAGAAUGAUGAGGAAAGUGUGGAGGAGAAAAAGGCUGAAGAUAAAUUGGUGGUGGAGGAAAAAAUAAGUAACAUUAUAGGAGAAGAGCCCACAAGGAAUGUUAAAUUGGUCUUUGGGGAGGAUAUAAGAUGGGCACAGCUGCCUGUCAGUUGCAGCAUUUUAAAACUGAGGGAGGUGAUACGUGACCGGUUUCCGAGUUUAAAUGCUGUUCUUAUCAAAUACCGUGACCCAGAGGGCGAUUUGGUCACAGUAACCACUAAUGAAGAAUUGAGGUGGGCUGAAGCAUCUGCCGAACAACAUGGUUCCCUCAGACUCUAUAUAGUUGAAGUUAAUCCAGAUCAAGAUCCAUUCUAUGAAAAAGUUUGUACAAAGCACAUUAGCUUGAAUGCAGGUGGAAUAAUGGGGAAUGGCAAGAAAACAGAAAUGAGGCCAUCUUGUAUCGAUGACUGGAUUAUUCAAUUUGCUCAGAUUUUCAAAAACUAUGUUGGAUUUAAUUCAGACGCAUAUUUGGACCUUCACGAGCUUGGGAUGAAGCUGUACUCUGAGGCGAUGGAGGAGACGGUUACAAGUGAAGAAGCACAAAACCUUUUCCAUACAGCAGCGGAGAAAUUUCAGGAAAUGGCGGCUUUGGCCUUGUUCAAUUGUGGAAAUGUCCACAUGUCUAGUGCUAGGAAAAGGGUAUACUUUUCUGAAGAUGCUUCAAGAAAAUCUAUACUUGCACAAGUUGAAACUGCAUACGACUGGGCACAAAAGGAGUACUCGGAAGCAGGAAAGAAGUACGACGAAGCACUUAGAAUCAAACCUGAUUUUUAUGAAGGUGUUUUAGCUCUAGGGCAACAGCAGUUCGAACAGGCGAAGCUUUCUUGGUAUUAUGCAGUUGGAACCAAUGUUGAUUUGGAAAAUUGGCCAAGUACAGAAGAGGUUCUUCAGCUAUAUAACAAUGCAGAGGACAAUAUGGAGAGGGGAAUGCAAAUGUGGGAGGAAGCGGAGGUGUUGCGUUUGAACGAACUCUCAAAGACAAAGAAAGUUAAAACCCUGUUACAAGAUUUUGGUUUGGAGGGAUUAUGUAAAGAUGUAUCGGCAGAAGAAGCUGCAGAACAGGCUGCAAACAUGAGUUCCCAGAUAAACGUUUUGUGGGGUACCAUGUUAUAUGAACGAUCGAUUAUGGAAUUCAAGUUAGGGCUUCCGGUCUGGCAAGAGUGUUUGGAGGUUGCUGUUGAGAAGUUUGAACUUGCCGGUGCUUCGCCAACAGAUAUAGCUGUUAUGGUAAAGAACCAUUGCUCCAAUAAUUCUGCAGUUGAAGGCUUGGGGUUCAAUAUUGAUGAGAUAGUACAGGCAUGGAAUGAGAUGUAUGAAGCUAAAAGGUGGAAGAGCUGCAUUUCUUCUUUCCGACUAGAACCAUUACUUCGAAGACGAGUUUCAAAACUUUAUCAUGCCCUGGAGAAUGCGUGAUUUUCUCCGUUGUUGAUUUGAUUUCUGAAGAAACAGGAGACACUCACUAUUACUUCCGCAUCACCCCUAUCUGAAUUUCCACAUUCUACUGAGUUUGAAGCUUCGUCUUUCGUGUGUAGAUACAAAAAAGGCCCUUUCACCGGCUUUGUACUAUUACUCCAUUUCAAUUUUGGGGGACCAGGAUGAAGUGGCAGGAAUUUCCUCGUUUUUUUGUUUAGUUUCUGCUUACCAACUCCACCUCCCCAUGCAUAUCAGUCUCAUAUUGUAAUUUUCUCCCUUAUUCUUUGUGUUUUUCUUGUCAGCCUUAUGGUUAGGAAUUUCAAAGUAUUAUGUUGUUAUUUGACAUUUCAGGUUUGUAAUUUAAUUUUGUAUGUAAGUUUUCUGUUGUUGUAACUUUAUAUAAACAUGGAUUCAUUUGUGAAGGAAGAUGUUGUAUCC
Rhododendron vialii is the source of this 3402-nucleotide messenger RNA. RefSeq names its product protein PHOX4-like. The transcript has 3 exons. The record is from RefSeq and is a predicted model, not a curated record. Lineage: Eukaryota; Viridiplantae; Streptophyta; Magnoliopsida; Ericales; Ericaceae. Bases 787 to 2964 code for a protein of 725 amino acids. Gene Ontology annotation, molecular function: protein binding.